AUGACUCAAUGGAAGCCUACCAGUCGUCGUACUUCUCCUGCAAAAGAAAAGCGAGAAACACGAAGCGAGAAGAGUUCGGAGGACUCCAACAGGGCAGCAUCCUCUCAAGUAAAAAAACAGAGAUUCAGUGCGAAUUUGUCAACACAGAAGGCGCUGAUGCAGUGGAUUGAAGCUGAGCACUUGAGGGUGCUCUACUCGAAGGAGGAAGCGGAGAAGAUGUUCGGCAACGGUCUGGAGAAGUGA
Perkinsus marinus ATCC 50983 is the source of this 243-nucleotide messenger RNA. RefSeq lists its product as hypothetical. The coding region runs from base 1 to 243 and encodes 80 amino acids. The record is from RefSeq and is a predicted model, not a curated record. Lineage: Eukaryota; Perkinsozoa; Perkinsida; Perkinsidae. The transcript is spliced from 5 exons.